Molecule: messenger RNA, 477 nt
Organism: Magallana angulata
Lineage: Eukaryota; Metazoa; Mollusca; Bivalvia; Ostreida; Ostreidae
Product: tripartite motif-containing protein 2-like
Exons: 1
Coding region: 1-477 (158 amino acids)
Biological process (GO): protein polyubiquitination; proteasome-mediated ubiquitin-dependent protein catabolic process
Molecular function (GO): ubiquitin protein ligase activity; protein binding
Source: RefSeq, a predicted model, not a curated record
AUGGACAGUGAUAAUAACAGAGAAUCAAAAGUCGUGCGUUACUAUAGCUCAAAAGGAAAGGAGAAACAAAGUGUCCAGUUUGAUACUAACGGUCUCCCUCUGUAUUCACCUGGUGGCCUAAAAUACAUUAAUGAAAAUAGGAACGAAGAUAUCUGUGUAUCUAUCUGUUGGGCCAGUGCAGUAGUGGUGGUCAGCCGAGUCGGGAAAUUUCGCUUUUCAUACAAUGGACCAUCCACUACUGCCACCAGAUCAUUUAAUCCUUACGGCAUCACCACAGACAGCCAAGGUCGGAUCCUGACGGCUGACUGUAAUAACCACAGUAUCCAUAUCCUUGAUCAGGACGGACAGUUCAUCCGCUACAUUGACAACUGCAAUAUUUGUUGUCCAUACGGUUUAUGUGUGGACACCAACGUCAACCUGUUUGUGGCUGAGUGGAAAUCGGGAAAAAUGAAAUUGAUUCAAAAUUACGUGUUCUAG